AUUUGAAGUGAAGUGAAAAUUUGUUGCUAUUGUUUCGAUUAAAUUCGAUUUUUAUGUACAUAACAUAGGUUAGCGGGAUGAAGGCUUUUUCUUGGCUUGUAGGGAAUUAUGCUUGUGCAUAAUUUAUAUAUCUGAGGAUGGUUUACGUCGUAAUUAAAUUGGAGAGAUUUGGACAGAUUCCUCUUCACUCUUACUUUUUUGUUCGAUUAAAAAUUGUUUUCCUAAGCCUAUGUAAUGUCAGAGAAAGAAUUUAAUAUGCCUUUAUCUCGCACUAGAUCUUUAGUGACAAGUAUAAAUGGGAAUCAAAGCUCAACACCGAAGGAAUCAUUCCUUCCUCAGAUUACUGACAAGAACAUUAAAACAUCCCUACCGCCGAUUAAAAGUCAGACAGUCGGGGGCUUUAAGACUGCUUACCAAAAUAACACUAAUCGUCAUAUUUACGAAAACGAAAGUGACCAUUCAUCGUCUAAAGCAGUUCCUCAGCUCCCCGAAGUCCGUCCUGCAACGAGUGGGGACAGCUCAUCAAGCAACAAAAGUAGUAAAGCAAAAGUUCUUGUUGCUACCCCAGAGCAGGUGAUGAAACUUUACAUGCAUAAAUUAACUCCAUAUGAACAUUGGGAAAUUUAUUCCUAUUCGCACAUAUAUUUUCUUGGUGCAAACGCAAAAAAAAGGCAAGGUGUUAUAGGUGCUCCAUCGAACUGUGGCUAUGAUGAUAGCACUGGUUCCUAUCUUCAUGUGCCCCAUGAUCAGAUAUCAUAUCGAUAUGAAAUGUUAAAAGUUAUUGGUAAAGGAAGUUUUGGUCAAGUCAUUAAAGCUUAUGAUCAUAAAAACAAUCAAUACGUUGCUCUGAAAAUGGUUCGUAAUGAGAAAAGGUUUUAUCGCCAAGCUCAAGAAGAAAUUAGAAUUCUAGAUCAUUUAAGAAAGCAAGAUAAAGAUAACACAAUGAAUAUUGUACAUAUGUUUGAGCAUUUCACAUUCCGUAAUCACGUUUGUAUCACAUUCGAGCUUCUCAGUAUUAAUCUUUAUGAACUUAUAAAGAAAAAUAAAUUUCAAGGCUUUAGUCUAACUUUAGUUCGCAAAUUUGCACAUUCAUUGUUACAAUGUUUAGAUGCUUUAUACAGAAAUAAAAUAAUUCAUUGUGAUUUGAAACCUGAAAAUGUUCUGCUAAAACAACAAGGACGUAGUGGUAUUAAGGUGAUAGAUUUUGGAUCUAGCUGCUUUGAGGAUCAAAGAGUGUAUACAUAUAUACAGUCUAGAUUUUAUCGUGCUCCUGAGAUUAUUCUUGGUUCAAAGUAUGGAAUGCCUAUUGAUAUGUGGAGCUUAGGUUGUAUAUUAGCUGAACUUCUUACUGGUUAUCCAUUACUUCCAGGAGAAGAUGAAAGUGACCAAUUAGCUUGCAUGAUAGAACUUUUGGGAAUGCCAUCUGUAGCUCUAAUAGAACAAUCUAAACGUGCCAAGACUUUUAUCAAUUCGAAAGGUUAUCCUCGUUAUUGUACAGCUACAGUACAACCAGAUGGUAAAGUGGUUCUAAGUGGAGGAAGGUCACGUAGAGGUAAAUUGCGAGGUCCUCCAGCUAGCAAAGAUUGGGUUAGAGCUCUUCGUGGAUGUGAUGAUGUUCUUUUUAUAGAUUUUUUGAAACGUUGUCUUGAAUGGGAUCCUAAUGCACGCUUAACCCCACCUGCUGCUUUGCGGCACGGUUGGCUACGACGACGGCUACCACGUCCACCACAAAGUACUAGUAAUACAGCAGAUCCAUCUCACCAAAUAUAUGUUCAAGAUAGUUUAGGAAGUGGUGGUGCAACAGCUGUUCGUUCUAGUCUCACAUCAAAACCUAAUAUAAAUACUUCUAAAACUAGAAGCUCUUUAAACAGUGCAGGGGAAACAGCGACAAUUGACUGUCGUACAUUACCUACUAUUGGUAAGAUUCCUUAACAUAUGUGAUAUUUAGAUUAUUAUAGUUUUUAUGAUGAGCUUUUGCAACACAUAGUGACUUUUAACUAACUAUAAUAAUUUGCCAGUUCCUCUCUUUUAUGUUGAAUUGCGUUUGCUUCUAUGCCAAUGUGUUUUUGUGCUGUGGUUUGCGUGAUUUUCUCUAUUUUAAAUUUAUUGUGUAUUUAUCGUUAAUACACCAUCCACAAAUAUUUUGCUAUAGUUAAAAAAACAAAUCUUUUUAUCAACACAUGUAUAGAUAAGUACUUUAACAUACUUUAUAGAAUGAAUUGAAGUUAUUUUUUAAUUGAAAUUCUAGUAUGACAUUUAAUAUAAAAGUUUGGAAUUAUCUAAAAUAAUAAGUUUUGUUUUAUACUUUAAAUUUUUCUCUUGUGCUCAAAACUACCCCAAGACUUGAACUAUUAAAAAUCAUUACAGGGGUGUUAAGUAAUAUGUUAGGUAAAAAUAGAUGUCUUUUUUUCAGCAUAAUUUUAUGGUCGGCCGUGAACAAGAUUAUAAAAAAUUGUUCCUUAACUUUCAAAUUUCGUAUAUUUAUUAAAAAAAAUAUAUCAUUAAACCUGUAAUAUUAUUUACCUAUGUCUUUUCAAAUACAAAAAAAUUGAAAAGAUAUUUCUUUAUAAUAUACUAUAUUUUUAGAUGUCUUCCAGCUUGAUUUUUGGUCUCUCUUUGUCAUUUUACUAUUUAUAAAUUAAUUAUAAUAAAUGAAAUACCAAUAAAUAAAUUUGCUACUUGUAAAAUAUUUUUUAUAAAUGUUAUUCCAGUAGUGUGAUACAUUGAAAGUAAACCUAAGGUAUAAUUUUUUUUUC
Messenger RNA from Parasteatoda tepidariorum (common house spider), 2756 nucleotides. Its product is annotated as dual specificity tyrosine-phosphorylation-regulated kinase 2. Gene Ontology annotation, biological process: peptidyl-serine phosphorylation; peptidyl-threonine phosphorylation. Gene Ontology annotation, cellular component: nucleus; cytoskeleton; cytoplasm. NCBI's taxonomy places the organism in Eukaryota, Metazoa, Arthropoda, Arachnida, Araneae, Theridiidae. Gene Ontology annotation, molecular function: protein serine/threonine/tyrosine kinase activity; ATP binding; protein serine/threonine kinase activity. The record is from RefSeq and is a predicted model, not a curated record.